GCUCAUUGGGCCCUUUGCGGCGUAUCCUCGGGCUGGCAGCCAGGCCGGCGCGUCACGUGGCCGAGCAGCGUCCAGGGCGCCGAGCUGCGGGCGGCUGGGCAUGGACCCUCAGGCCGCCGGGGCCCGGGCGCUGGGGGGCGCGGAGCCGCCUGGGGGUCCGCAGCUGCCGAGCGCGCGCGAGACACCCCCCAUCCAGGAGGCUGGCUUUGCUACAGCUGACCACUCCAGUCAGGAGAGAGAGACUGAGAAAGCCACGGAUAGAGUAGCCAGCGGAGCACAAAGCAUUCCUAAUGACAGUCCUACCCGUGGUGAGGGCACCCAUUCUGAAGAGGAAGGCUUUGCUGUGGAUGAUGAGGGUUCUGAUGGAGAGCCGAAUACCUGGGAGCUGUCAGAAGGGACACAGUGUCCGCCCAAGGAACAGACUGGUGAUCUUUUUAAUGAGGACUGGGACUUGGAGUUGAAAGCAGAUCAAGGGAAUCCAUAUGAUGCUGACGACAUCCAGGGGAGCAUUUCUCAAGAGGUCAAACCAUGGGUGUGCUGUGCCCCACGAGGAGACAUGAUCUAUGACCCCAGUUGGCACCAUCCGCCUCCACUGAUACCCCAUUAUUCCAAGAUGGUCUUUGAAACGGGACAGUUCGAUGAUGCGGAAGACUGAGUGUGGAGCUUUCUGCCUUGUGGGUGGGUGGGCCCUCCAGGCCAAGGUCUCUCUUCCUCUCUUUGAGGUGAGAUGUCAUAUCUGAGAAAAUGUUCCCAGUGACCCCUGAGUCUGGGGUGCACAGACUGGUGUUACGUAAGGUCCCCCUGUUCUCAGUUCUGUUGUUGUUUUUAAAGGUUUCCUGCUUGGAAUGUGUGAAUGUUUGUGUCUGUGUUGAGAGGAAUUGUGUUCUUUAUAAAUAAAAGU
Lemur catta (Ring-tailed lemur) is the source of this 901-nucleotide messenger RNA. RefSeq names its product coordinator of PRMT5 and differentiation stimulator (gene COPRS). The record is from RefSeq and is a predicted model, not a curated record. The transcript is spliced from 4 exons. NCBI's taxonomy places the organism in Eukaryota, Metazoa, Chordata, Mammalia, Primates, Lemuridae. Gene Ontology annotation, molecular function: histone binding. Gene Ontology annotation, cellular component: nucleus. The coding region runs from base 101 to 655 and encodes 184 amino acids.